AUGGCUUCUCUGUUGGGGAUGCCGGUCGAGGUCCAGUGGCAGAUAUUUCAUCGACUUCUGCAUGCUCACGCCGAAAACGAAAAUUCCGAGUCCAGGCCCUAUGGUGACACCUGGGAAAGCACAUUAGUGCAUCACACUGCCCUCGGGAACCUCUCGGGAACCUGCAAACACCUCAACGCGACCACGGCCCCUCUGCUUUAUCAACGGGUCAACGUUUCGAUCUGCUAUCCUGCCACGUUCAUCCUAGUUCUCCGGCAUUUUUCCCGAUUUCCCAAGCAUGCAGCGUUUGCCAGGGACCUCACCAUCGACAGCGACUACACCUGUUCUCCUUGUUCCAAAUCGCAGAGGUACUUUCUUGUCCAAGAGGCAUAUCGCUUGGGUCUCGAUCUAUCAUUCAAAGGCAACGGCCGAUGGCCUCAAUUCGGAUCGCUCUUGAUUGACGUGGCCUUGUGCCAUCUUUCCGCCAUUCAGAAACUCAAACUCAUCCUGCCUUUGAUCACAUCGAGUAACGAAGAAUGGUGUCCAGUUUCCCCCAACGAAGCCAACCCGUUCCGCUCGGUCGAGUUCGAGUAUGCGAGUCGAUUACCCCCCUCGUUUGUUUUGUGCUCUCUGCAACGCCCUCCUGAAGGCCCUGCUGCCGUUGAAGGAGACUAUCCGCAACUUGGGCCUCGACUGUAG
Messenger RNA from Chaetomium globosum CBS 148.51, 678 nucleotides. RefSeq lists its product as uncharacterized. Lineage: Eukaryota; Fungi; Ascomycota; Sordariomycetes; Sordariales; Chaetomiaceae. The coding region runs from base 1 to 678 and encodes 225 amino acids. The transcript has a single exon. The record is from RefSeq and is a predicted model, not a curated record.